Molecule: messenger RNA, 4983 nt
Organism: Oncorhynchus nerka (sockeye salmon)
Lineage: Eukaryota; Metazoa; Chordata; Actinopteri; Salmoniformes; Salmonidae
Exons: 7
Coding region: 229-2046 (605 amino acids)
Biological process (GO): regulation of transcription by RNA polymerase II
Cellular component (GO): nucleus
Molecular function (GO): DNA-binding transcription factor activity, RNA polymerase II-specific
Source: RefSeq, a predicted model, not a curated record
UCGUGACAAGGCGCUGGCGUAAACAGUGACCAAUAACGUUUUCACAGUUAAGAGUUUUACUUAAGACGUUUAUUAACAACCUGGAACUCAAAAUAUGAAAUAAUUUAACAGUAUAACAUAAUAUACAUACCCCAUGUAGUGAUUAAUGUAGUGAUUUCGCGUUUGAGACGGGACUUGCUUGAUAGAUGUUAUCUCGGUAACGCUAGCUAGCUAGCUGCGUAGCUAACAAUGGAUAACUGUAUGGUUUUUCACACUCAAAUAGCCUCCAUCAUGGAGGUACUAGCGAAUGCAGCCGUGGCAGAGAUCUGUAAAGUCGUAGACGACGACUAUGCAGUGUUUCGUUUGGAAAUAACUCAAAGCCAGAAAGAGAACAGGGCAUUGCGGAGGAAACUACAGCUACUAGAACUGAAGGUGGCACGAGAGCGCGUCCUCGCCAGUCCAAGAAGCAUCAAGAUCUUGGACGGAUACAGAGGAAUGGCAAGAGGUGAAGGACAUCUCACUGGAGGCCACAGGAGCUUUGUGAAGCCAGCGGGACACAAUAAAUGGAGAGAUGACCAACCAAUCACUGUUGAUGAGGGGAGUGGAACCUCAACCCAGCACAUUAUCAUGAUAGAGUCUGCAGAUGCAGAGGCUGCAGGUCCUGAAGGAUCAUCGCUGGUCAAGCAGGAGAAGUCUGAAGGAGAGGAGGACCCACAACACAGCAGAGACAUCCAGACUGGAGCAGCGGCUGUAGUGGCGCCCCCUGUAGCCACAGAGGACCUUGCCCCCGGCCCCCAGCCCAGGACCCGAUGCAACAUCACGGAGGAGGAGGGUCCAGAGGUGCUGCUGGUGAAGGAGGAGGGGUGUGAGGAGGGUCUGGGGAACACUGACGGGACCAUGGUCAUGGAGGACAACCAAACUACACCUCCUCCUGAACCCAGAGAGGAACCAGCUGAGCAGCACAGAACCACACACAGUCUCACUGAGUCAGUAGACAUGGAGGAUGGGAAGCCUGAUCUGUUGCUGGUCAAAGAGGAGACAAUAGAAGACAGACCAGAGAGUAUUGAUUUGCUGAGUGAACUUAAGAUGGGGGAGCAAGGUGGUUGGCUGGAGGCUGGUAGUGGAGACUAUGUGGCCAUCUUGGAUUCCCAGACUGGUGCAGCCAAGGACCCAGGGGACAACAUCACUGACCAGUCCAGGACCAGAGGUGACAUAGUGGAGGUCAGUGGAUGGGACAGCGUCCUCAAGUCUGGAGUGGGGAACAACACCUUUAACCACAACCAGAAACAGACAGUCGAACACAAAACAACAACCAAAUUUAGUCGCCAUGACAACAGACUGGCUGAGACCAGGGCGAGGGGUAGAUUUGGUCUGCAGGGACGGGGAGGUGUCCGUAUGCGGCAGAAGAGGACAGACACAGACUCUGCUAGCGAUGCUCCGUCCUGCUCCUAUAGUUGUGAUUCAGAGAGACUGAUGGCAUCUCAGGUUAACCCCCUAACAGGUGCUGCCUUCAGCCUGCCUUCUAUAGGAUCUAUAAACUGGAACAUGGACCCUGCAACAACACAGACUCUCCCUGGCCUUCAUCCUCCUCACACUCUCCUAAUGUUAAACCAGACCUCAGACAAUGCCAGUGCCUCAACACUAAAAGGCUACACAAGCCCAUUGACAAAUGACAGUAGUAGAGACGCUAUCAGCAGAUCUGGUGGCAAAGAGAAGCGCUUCCCGUGUUCAUUCUGUGGGAAAGCCUUCAGUUUCCCCAAACAGGUGGAGAUCCACCAGAGGAUGCACACAGGGGAGAAACCGUUCAGCUGUCAUCUUUGCCGGGCCAGUUUCUCCCAAUUGUCCAACCUGAAGAGGCACCAGAGGGUCCACACAGGGGAGAAGCCUUACAGCUGCCCCCAGUGUGAGAAGAGGUUCUCCCAUCAGCACCAUCUGAAGAUACACCUGAAGGUCCACACAGGGGAAAGGCCUGUACGCACUGGGGAAAGAGUUUCUCGGAGAGGAGCUACCUCAGGAUACACCAGCAGAAAAUGCACACGGACAAAGGUCCCGUCUAAUGCCUGGUGACUGGGUUCAUACAAGGCCUGGGCCUAGCCUUCCUCAGUUACCCCACCAAUACAGACAGGGUCAGGAUGGGCAUUCACCACAAGAGGUACCUAGCCUAUAACACGCAAGCACACAAUGCCAACAACACCCAAACAAUGACUAGAGGUCAAGGAGGGAGCUCAAAGACUAACCACCUGAGCGUGGCUCCUGCUUCUACCUCCUCUGAUGUCAUUGGGUCACAUCAUGGGAGGUCGAGCCUUAGGACGGACACCGACAAGCCGUAUGCCUGCCCCACGUGUGUAAAGCACUUUGCUGAGGUGAACCAUGUGAAGAAGCACCAGACCGUUCACACUAAGGAUAAGCCCUUCAAGUGCAAACUGAGUAACAUUAUCAGACAUAGGAGUGUCCACAAUGGGGAGAAAUCGUAGCAGUUUGUCUUCAGAUGUACACAGAGGAUAUCUGGGAACCAUUCUUUAGCUGACAUACAAUGGGGGAAAAAAGUAUUUAGUCAGCCACCAAUUGUGCAAGUUCUCCCACUUAAAAAGAUGAGAGAGGCCUGUAAUUUUCAUCAUAGGUACACUUCAACUAUGACAGACAAAAUGAGAUUUUUUUUCUCCAGAAAAUCACAUUGUAGGAUUUUUAAAGAAUUAUUUGCAAAUUAUGGUGGAAAAUAAUUAUUUGGUCACCUACAAACAAGCAAGAUUUCUGGCUCUCACAGACCUGUAACUUCUUCUUUAAGAGGCCCCUCUGUCCUCCACUCGUUAACUGUAUUAAUGGCACCUGUUUGAACUUGUUAUCAGUAUAAAAGACACCUGUCCACAACCUCAAACAGUCACACUCCAAACUCCACUAUGGCCAAGACCAAAGAGCUGCCAAAGCACACCAGAAACAAAAUUGUAGACCUGCACCAGGCUGGGAAGACUGAAUCUACAAUAGGUAAGCAGCUUGGUUUGAAGAAAUCAACUGUGGGAGCAAUUAUUAGGAAAUGGAAGACAUACAAGACCACUGAUAAUCUCCCUCGAUCUGGGGCUCCACGCAAGAUUUCACCCCAUGGGUGAAAAUGAUCACAAGAACGGUGAGCAAAAAUCCCAGAACCACACGGGGGGACCUAGUGAAUGACCUGCAGAGAGCUGGGACCAAAGUAACAAAGCCUACCAUCAGUAACACACUACGCCGCCAGGGACUCAAAUCCUGCAGUGCCAGACGUGUCCCCCUGCUUAAGCCAGUACAUGUCCAGGCCCGUCUGAAGUUUGCUAGAGAGCAUUUGGAUGAUCCAGAAGAAGAUUGGGAGAAUGUCAUAUGGAUGAAUCCAAAAUAUAACUUUUUGGUAAAAACUCAACUCGUCGUGUUUGGAGGGCAAAGAAUGCUGAGUUGCAUCCAAAGAACACCAUACCUACUGUGAAGCAUGGGGGUGGAAACAUCAUGCUUUGAGGCUGUUUUUCUGCAAGGGGCCAGGACGACUGAUCCGUGUAAAGGAAAGAAUGAAUGGAGCCAUGUAUCGUGAGAUUUUGAGUGAAAACCUGCUUCCAUCAGCAAGGGCAUUGAAGAUGAAACGUGGCUGGGUCUUUCAGCAUGACAAUGAUCCCAAACACACCGUCCGGGCAACGAAAGAGUGGCUUCGUAAGAAGCAUUAAGGUCCUGGAGUGGCCUAGCCAGUCUCCAGAUCUCAACCCCAUAGAAAAUCUUUGGAGGGAGUUGAAAGUUCAUGUUGCCCAGCAACAGCCCCAAAACAUCACUGCUCUAGAGGAGAUCUGCAUGGAGGAAUGGGCCAAAAUACCAGCAACAGUGUGUGUGAACCUUGUGAAGACUUACAGAAAUCAUUUGACCUCUGUCAUUGCCAACAAAGGGUAUGUAACAAAGUAUUGAGAUAAACUCUUGUUAUUGACCAAAUACUUAUUUUCCACCAUAAUUUGCAAAUAAAUUCAUUAAAAAUUCUACAAUGUAAUUUUCUGGAUUUUUUUUCUCAUUUUGUCUGUCAUAGUUGACGUGUACCUAUGAUAAACUACAGGCCUCAUCUUUUUAAGUGGGAGAACUUGCACAAUUGGUGGCUGACUAAAUACUUUUUGCCCCACUGUAUUAUAGUUAUCAUGUGAAGUGUCUUUGGGUAAGAGGGUAAUUAACAAGGUUUUAUGAAUUAUGUAGUUAACUUGUCAUUUAAAAUAGGCUUGUGUACCUGUUUUUAGAGAGACUAGGCUAGAAUAAAGGACAGUUUAAUAUUGACCUUACUGAGGUGAUGUAGAUGGAUUAAAGUAAUUAUUAUUUUCUACUCCAUUCUUGCUAAACAAGUCUGCGCUCAGCUUGAAAGAUACUGAUCAUAGGAGAUUUGAUGUGUAAUGUAAUAAGCAGUACCUUAUUUCAAAGAACAGCGUCAAUAACUUGUUCAUUUAAUUACACCCUUUGAGCUAUGACGCCAACCAAUAAGAUACUUUCUCUUCAGUGUAAACAGAAGUGGGUGCGGCUAGGCGACAAGGUGGAAGCGGAUGUGGAACUUGAAUCGGAUGGCGUUUGAAAAAAGGAUGAGUGGAUUUUUGUCCAAAAGAAUGGGAAAAGGAGAAAAAAUUGUGGAAAAUGUCUAGUUCUAAUCAUAUCCCAUUUUAUCUGAUAUUCCUGUGGUUUUUGGAAAAACAAAUGUAGGCCUAUGCCAGACUUGGUGAAUCCGUUUCCAUGUAGUGUGUUUCUGCUGAUCAGAAAAGGCGUGUCUCAACCAAAUUUAUGAAUAUAAUGUGUCUUGCAUUGAUGUGCCACCUGUCAAAAUGAGUCAUUUUUGGAGUCUUGGAAGAAGUCGACAUUGCUCUACUGAGGAAUGAAUUGUGUGGUAAAUGACAUGAAGGAGAAGAGUUUGUCUGUCCUUCUUUUUUUUAUGUGGAGUGUCUCUCAAACCAAGUACAGCUGUGAUAUGUGUGCUAUCCUGUGAGAUCCUUUAUAUACAGACUAAUUAAUAAACUGAUGGAGAAGCUA